CACGCGGCCACUCAAUACUCGCGGCGCAGGAGCGCUCCGUGUCAACUCGGCUGCCGCACUUGGCGCUAAGCAGCGCCUGCUCCCGCCUCUCUCUCUCUGUCUCUCUCUCUCUCUGUCUCUCUCUUUCUCUCUCUUUCUCUGGUCGCUUCAGCUAUUUGGCUCAUUUAUUUUUUAAGGUCUGACUUAGUGCGUUCAUUUUUUUUUUCUUCGAAAUGUUCGUUUAGAGGGUUUCUUUUUUUUUAAUUCUUCGGCUCCGCCACUCACGACAAUUUUGUUAGUGGUUCUUGUUGUUGGGUUUGUUUUGCGAGACAGCCGCGUCUCAAUAUCACUGCCUUCCGUGUCUCAAUCAUCGUCAUCAUCAGCAUCGUCGUCGUCAUUAAUCUCAAAAUAAUUACUAAUACUAUUUGCAUCAUCAUCAUCAUCAGUGGCAGCAGAAAUGAUAAUGCAGCAGUAAUAAUUAUCAUCAGCAGCGGCGGCAGCAUAAAUGAUAAUAUCAACAGUCAUCAUCAUUAUUAGCAGCAGCAGCAGUCAGAGUAAUAAUACCAGCAGCAGUUAUAACUUACAACAAGUGACUGGAGCAAUCGGAGUCGAUAGGCAUGCGCAGUGUUUCAGGUUACUGCUAUUCAAAUUGAACGAAAACCGAUGAUGGUAAGCAAAAGAGUUGACUAUCCAGCUUGCUGAUGCCUCAUCGCUGUUGAUACACCAGAGGUGAAUUGGUGACCAUAUCGUGGGGGUGGUGGAGAUGGUGGAGUUGGUGGUCCGUGGUGAUCGUUCGGGGUGAUGUUUGGCUCUGGCUACAAUUGUGACGCGAGGGCUUCAGCCGUGCGAGUCGCAUUACGCAGAGAGCCGGCUCGCUCUGACGGUGCCGUUGCAGGAGGGGGGGGGACCGUCUGGCAGAGGCGCGGGGGGCCACGAGGAGUUAGACAACUCGGCAGACAUUGAGACACAUCUGACGUUUUGUUGUUUGUCGCGGGCAAUGCCUAGGGGAGAUUGGCAGCUAGAACACAACUCUAAGCCAGUGUAGAUCAAUAGACGCAUGGACAGACAGAUGGGUAGAUAGAUGAAGAGACAGAUACCGAUACACAGAGACAGACAGUUCGAGGAACACGAAGAUAGACAGACAGACGCAAGGACAGACAGAUACCAAUGCACACAGAUAUCGGCCUAAACGAUAGAUACACACAAGGACAUAUACAUCUGUCAAUCUCCAAAAACAAAGAGAUUGACAGAUACAGGGACACGGAAACAAGGACAUACAUCGAUCAAUAAAAAUAGGAAAACAGGUGGACGAUUACAAAGGACACGGACAUGGACCGACAGAAUUAAGAACAAAAAGCUUUUAGCAGAUACAAGGACAGCCAUCUAGAUAAGAGACACCGAGUAGAGAGACACUGGGUAGUGAGACACUGGCUAGAGAGACACUGGGUAGUGAGACACUGGGUAGUGAGACACUGGUAGAGAGACACUGUGUAGAGAGACACUGGGUAGAGAGACACCGGGUAGAGAGACACCGGGUAGAGAGACACCGGCUAGAGAGACACUGUGUAGAGAGACACCGGUAGAGAGACACUGUGUAGAGAGACACUAGGGAGAGAGACACCGGGUAGAGAAACACCGGGUAGUGAGACACUGCUAGUGAGACACGGGUAGAGAGACACUGGCUAGAGAGACACUGGCUAGAGAGACACUGUGUAGAGAGACACUGUGUAGAGAGACACCCGUAGAGAGACACCGGGCAGAGAGACAGAGGCACGCACAGCUGCAGUGCCCGAGGCGCCUUGCACGGUGGGCAGAGGAGCCGAGGGCGUUGUAGCGGUGCCAGACCGCCCUGUGGCGAUGGGUGCCGCAUGGCUCAUCGGGAGGGCGCCGCAACUCGCCAUGAAGUAAAAUCAGCGCAGUCCACACCAUCCCAGCGCGAACGUCAACCCCGGAGGAAGGGGCCCUCGACCCUGCCGGCCCUCUGGCCCCACAGUGGGGGGUGGGGGGGGGGUGGGGAGAGGGGGUCUCUCGCCACGACUCCACGCGGCGCCAGCACCAUGCGCGACCAGAGGCUCAGGUGGAGAAGCCUCGUCCUGGUGUGUCGCGCCUUCUGCCUGGUGAGAUGCGCCAGCAGGGACCUGGGACGCAUCGAGCCACCCCGAGUCCCACUCAUCGCGUCGCCCUUCGAAGCCGGCAAAGGUCUCGUCUUGGCCGACGCGGCCGGGAGAGCCGAGCAACCACAGCUGUCCACCGCCACCACCACCACCACCACCGCUCACUGCCGGCCGGUGGAGCGACGUCCGCCUGCGCUGGAACCGGCACCGUCGUGGCUCCAGGAGGCGCUUAGGUGGGGGGGUUCCGUGCCUGCCGCGGGCCGACCACGACCUCGGAGCAAGCGGAGGCCUGCGGUGAAGACGGGCAAAGUGAAGAAGAUGUUCGGCUGGGGGGACUUCCACUCGAACAUCAAGACGGUGAAGCUGAACCUGCUCAUCACGGGCAAAGUGGUGGACCACGGCAACGGGACGUUCAGCGUCUUCUUCAGGCAGAAUUCCACGGGUCAGGGCAACGUGUCCGUGGUGCUCGUGCCACCGGGCACGGCCGUGACCUUCGAGUCACCGUCGCCAAACAACGCGUCCGACGUGAAGAAUCUCGCCCCGCCGCCGUCAUCCACCACGACCGCCUCCUCGACCUCGGCAUCCACGGCAUUCAAUUGCCGCGUGGAGUACGAGAAGGUGGAGCACGCCAAGAAGACGUCGCUCUGCAGUCACGACCCGUCCAAGAUCUGCUACCAGGAGCAGACGCAGAGUCACGUGUCGUGGCUCUGCUCGCGCCCCUUCAAGAUCAUCUGCAUCUACAUCGCGUUCGCCAGCGCGGACUACAGGCUCGUGCAGAAGGUGUGCCCGGACUACAACUACCACAACGAGACGCCGUACCACCCCUCCGGGUGAACUCGCCGGGAACAGGGAGAGGGAGGAAGAGCGAGCGAGCGAGCGAGAGGCAAAGGGGGGUUGUAGCUCAGUGGACGACACCGCGGGCGGGCGGACGGUGGACGAAUUGAGUCGUGAAUUAAUUAACUCAAUGAUUAAUUAAGUCAUUGUAAUUAGCAGGGCUUUCAAUUUCUCACCUGAAUAUCCCACACCCCUCCCCCUACCCCCUCUCUCCAGAUACACUGGAGUAGGCGGCACGUGACUAGGGAGUGCUCACAGCCACGACGAGAGAGAGAGUGUACCGUGGCGAGAGAGUAUACUGGAUGUGGUGCGCCCGGGGUGCGGAAAUCUUUUGUCAGGUCACGGACGCGGAAAUGAAACCCUGAUAAUCGUUACUAAAUUAAGGUUUUAAUUGCAACGGUAAAUUAAUGUAAGGGUGGGGAGCGGAGCGGAGCAGUCGCUUUGCGCGCUUGCAUCGGAGUGACGAGAGCGGUGAUGUCUGCAGGGGUCUCUAUGGGCGCUCCCAUUUCUCCUCCAGCCCGCGUUGACCAAAGUGUGGUCCCACAACCCGCAUGAAUGACACGUCUGUCACGGCUCGCGGGGAGGCCGUCAUCCAGCAGUGGAUUGGCAAAUUGACUGUAAAUCAUUAUUAUUAUUGCGACUAUGAUCAUGUCCUGCAUGUAACCGAGCUUGGCACGCAAUGGAAGAGGUCGGCUGCCCUGGUGAAUGUGCCGCGUUCAAUGAGCCCACGGACUGCGUGUCGCACGAGAGAAACCUCUGCGCUAAGGAGUCGAGGCAAGCGAAGCGGUGGAUGUGGGAGCGAGGCCGUGAGAGGACGCGGCUAGGGGGAUGGAGAGACGAGGACUGCCAGAGACGGGGAUGUCCGUCUCGUCGUGGUGGGAGACGACACGAGCGUUGCGGGUGGACACGCGGUUUCAAUUCCCUGGCAUGCGUGGCGAGUUUGUUGUUGUUGAUUAUGAGGAUGAUGAUGAUGCACUUACUAUGAUAAGUAAGCAACAAAAUAUCGUUAGGGUAAGGGGACCUUCGAUUCGUGUCAUCAAUUGUCAACGCAGGGGUCAGUGAGUAUCCACGAGACGUAAAAAUCACGGCGGCAAGACGAAGCGCGUGCCCUCUAUACUACAAGAGUCAAAACCACAGCGCUCAACUUCGCAACGCCGGCAAAGCGGCACAAACAAGAAACAAACAAAAAGAAACAAAAACCAUGCAUACGCGUGGAUUCCGUAACGUUUACCCAACAGCGUGCGUUUGUGCUCGCAGGUACGCAAACGUUAUCCUACUUGCCGCACAACGAGACGACGUCGCCUGUCGAUGAAUGUGGUGGGGGGGGGGGGUCUUCAACAAAGGGUGGGUCCUCUAAUAGCCACGAAACUUUACGCUCAACGUUCAUUAACAGUGAAUUAUCUAAACGAGCCUUGCGUGGUGGCCCACCGCUUACGGACGGACGGACGGACAAACGGGAAGGACGGACAGAGGCGAUGUAUCCACGGGUUACACCCGUCGUUGGAGCCAGAGCGGACACGACGUUUGGCACGUGCGACGAUCCAAUCGGCACGCACAAGGGCAAUGCACGCGCAACGGGCGAACGUGAUUGAAACCUUCCCUUCACGUUCCAGACUAGGGAAAGCGGCGAGCAAAAGAAUAAACACGGAACUGAGAAUUACCGUAUUCUCCAGAUUAUACGACGAACAUCGCCCCCCGCCCCCCCCCCACACACCCCAUGUAUUUUAAAGCAAAGUUGGGGGUGCGUCUUUUAAUCCGGUAGGAGCGCGCGCGUGCGCGUGUGUGUGUGUACGAGACCAUAUUUGUAUAAACUCAAUUGACACCGGUCACAACGCUUGGGGUGCGUCUAACUCUCCGACGUGUCUCAUAAUCGAGAGAAUACGGUGGAAGUAAUAAUCAAGACCCGACGUGUUCAUCACGAGCAAUGUCGUCGACGCAGCCCCCACCACCACCACCACCGCCACCACCACCACCACCACCACCGCCACCACCACCGCCACCGC
Messenger RNA from Lethenteron reissneri (Far Eastern brook lamprey), 4930 nucleotides. RefSeq names its product neurexophilin-2-like. Gene Ontology annotation, molecular function: signaling receptor binding. The record is from RefSeq and is a predicted model, not a curated record. NCBI's taxonomy places the organism in Eukaryota, Metazoa, Chordata, Hyperoartia, Petromyzontiformes, Petromyzontidae.